This is a messenger RNA of Sorghum bicolor (sorghum), 804 nucleotides long. RefSeq names its product protein GLUTAMINE DUMPER 5. The transcript has a single exon. NCBI's taxonomy places the organism in Eukaryota, Viridiplantae, Streptophyta, Magnoliopsida, Poales, Poaceae. The record is from RefSeq and is a predicted model, not a curated record. The coding region runs from base 113 to 466 and encodes 117 amino acids. Gene Ontology annotation, biological process: regulation of amino acid export.
CGCCCCGCCUCCUCCCACCUUCAGUCGCAGCUAGCCAGGCAAAGGCAAUCUAGAGCAGGGAGAGCUGCGAGAGGGCAGCGAGCGAGCUAGAGAAAGAUAUAUAGAGAGAGAAAUGAGGCCGAUGGAGAGAGUUGAAGGUGUGGCGGCGCCGGUAAUGGCUGGCGGCGGCGCGCGGGCGCCGAGCCUGUGGAGGACGCCGACGCCGUACCUCUUCCUGGGGUUCGCGGUGAUGAUGGGGCUCAUCGUGGUGGCGCUGCUCGUGCUCGUCUGCACGCGCCGCAAGCCGGCGGCGGCCGACGACGAGAAGGCGGCGACGGUGCGCGGGGUGCUGGUGCCGCUGGACCGGGAGCCCAAGGUCGUGGUCAUCAUGGCCGGCGACGCCCUCCCGUCCUUCAUCGCCGUCGCCAGCGCCAAGAUGCCGCUCGCCUUCGCCACGCCGUCCGCCGGUGCCGAGGAGGCCGUGUAGCACGCCCAAGCCCAACGGCGCGCGCGCGCGCAGGCGGCCGAGGAGCCGAGAGAACCCCGCGCGUCGCGACAGCUCGCGACGACGACGACGACGACGCUCGCGGGGGCCAAUUUUGUCGAGAGGUUCUUUUUUUGCUUUGGAGUUCGGUGGCGUGUGACCACGUGAACCGUGAGGCCACCCAACCCCAGCCGCCGCCGCCGCCGCCGGCGGCAGCGGCAGAGGCAGAGGCAGCAGCUGGUUGUUUGGGCUGUUUCGGGGAAAAAAAAAAAAGGCUUGCUUCCAGCUUGAAUAAACGCGCAGGGCCGGCUUUGUUUUGGCUGGAGUUCAGCUGGAUCUCA